Molecule: messenger RNA, 651 nt
Organism: Gordionus sp. m RMFG-2023
Lineage: Eukaryota; Metazoa; Nematomorpha; Gordioida; Chordodea; Parachordodidae
Exons: 1
Coding region: 1-651 (216 amino acids)
Biological process (GO): DNA repair; telomere maintenance
Molecular function (GO): DNA helicase activity
Source: RefSeq, a predicted model, not a curated record
AUGAGUCUUCAUUCCCCUGAUGCUACUGUUAUUAAAAGGUCCAAAUUAAUUAUUAUCGACGAAGCCACAAUGAUGACUAAAUACGCUUUACGCUGUAUCGAUAGAUUACUUAAAGAUAUAAUGCAAACACAGUUCCCAUUCGGUGGUAAAGUUAAAUUAUUGAGCGGCGAUUUUAGGCAAACUUUACCUGUCAUUCCAAACAGUUUAAAAGCAUAUAUUAUUAAAUCGUGUCUUAAGUCUUCUGAUUUAUGGGUUUAUUUUAAAGUUAUCCACCUGAAUGAAAAUAUGCGGUUAUCUUCUGAAGAUGUUGAGUAUAAUUCCUGGCUUUUGAAUGUUGGAGAAUCUUUAUCAAAUGUUUCCAAUCCUUUAUUCCCUCCAGAUUCGAUUGAAAUCCCAAAUUCAUUAUUAGAAAAAUCAUUAAUCAAAUCAAUAUAUGGAGACUCCAUACAAAUAUCUGAUAUUAACCUAUUUUCAAAAAAAAUUAUAUUAACCACUAAAAAUAACAUAGCCCUAAAUUUAAAUAACGAAAUUAUUCAAAAACUAUCAGGAAAUUCUAAGAUAUAUUUUAGCGCUGAUUCUAUACAAACAGAUAAUCCUGAGGAUUUACUUAAUUUCCCCAUUGAAUUUCUUCAUUCUCAAACCCCAUCAUGA